AUGGAGAAUUCGAUUGCCAGGCUCUUCAAAAUGGAAACAUCGUCAGAUGUCGCAACAUGGCUUUCGUUCGUGGUCACAGCGGUGGGAUUGGGUGGUCUCUUAUCGCAAGCCAGCGCCAUCAAUGACAAGCUGGACCCUUUUCACAGUCAUCGCACCCCGACAUAUCUAGGAUUCUGGUACGGACACCAAGACAAGUUAUCGUGGUGGAAGGUGAGAAGGCCGCCAUUGUACGGCCCUGUUCUAGUCGCAAAUCUGGAAAACGGGUUCUGCGGGAAACAGAUCAUCCACUUAACGCGCCUGCCGCUAUUUGCGCCCCCCGGGAAGGCGGGCUGGGCACUCAUUUUGACCAUCUUCCACCCGGACAAGCUGCAUUCGCUCCGAUCACCUAGCCCAUCCAUAGAAGAAGCAGAGAGAGCUACGGAACACGUGCAAGAGAAGACCGUCGUUGAAACGGAAGAUCGUUCACGCGAGGCUCGAGACAGACGCACGCAAUGGAAAUCCUUGGAGAGGAUGCAACUAGCACGAUACCAAGCACAUGCUUGCGUAUCCAUCUCAAGAACGACGUUGAUAACCAUGAUGGCGCUUACCAACGCUAGGGUCGCCUUCUCGUACAGCGAUGCGUCUGGAUUCCGGGCCGGAUACGCUUCAUACAAUGGUCAAUGGUACAUUACCUGGCCAAUUGGCCAAGACGCCGUCGUGCAGUUCUCACCUCAUGACUCGCAUAAGAAAAGUACCGAUGUCUACCCUCCAAGUUUCACGCAACGGACCAACCGCUGCACGCAGAUGCUCGCCGGAGUCAUCGUAGCGCCGUCUGGUCUGCAGCUAUCGUUCUGCGGUCGCAAGCCGGCGGGCACCUAUGUGCUUGAGUACGCUGUGAAAGGCUUUCCUGGAGCGCAUGGGUCUCGGCAUUUGUACAAUAUGCUUGGAGGCAAAGUGUACGAAGUCGACUACAUUUUCGCUCGGGAUCAGGAUUCGACAAAACAAGUUAAUGAGGACUACCUCACGCUCAAGGUGCCGAGCAAAGACUCUUCUCACGAUGACACGGUUUUCUUGAUCCCCAGAAAAGAACAAGAGGCUAUUGCGCAAGCGCUCGAUUGCCUUCCAUGGAACCAUUUGUCGUGGAGUAUACAUCGUGGUAUGCGCGACAUCCUUUUAGCGUACUCGAAAGCUACCAUGGACCGAUUUAGAUCUCAGCUGGCUGCUCUUCUAAAGCGGACCGUGGCAGAGAAACAACAGUUGCUCGAGCGCAAAGGUUGGGAGAGUAGCUUCGUUCGCAACAGCAUGGGUGAAAUGGCGGCCUCGGCUAUUCUUCUCGGAAAGGGAAAUUCUGGUGACCUUGUACGUGUCGUAACAGACAUUAUGCGUGCGCUGGUCGAUGAUUGGAGCAUGGACCACCUGGACGAGACGCACUUCUGGCGAUUGGCAGAUCAAGAUAAGGAGCUCGACUUACCGGGAGCUGUCGCGCUUACCAAAGUGUUCAUUGUCGAGUGGAGUAACGAGUUUGACUAUCAGAUGUACCAUGAUUUACCCGUCAACCUAAAGUCUGCAUGA
This is a messenger RNA of Alternaria triticimaculans, 1551 nucleotides long. RefSeq lists its product as uncharacterized. The record is from RefSeq and is a predicted model, not a curated record. NCBI's taxonomy places the organism in Eukaryota, Fungi, Ascomycota, Dothideomycetes, Pleosporales, Pleosporaceae. The coding region runs from base 1 to 1551 and encodes 516 amino acids. The transcript has a single exon.